AGCGAGUUGAGGUGGGGCCGGGGAGGGGCGGGAAGGUGGCGGCCGGAGCAUGGCGGACCAGAUCCCUCUGUACCCGGUGCGCAGCGCGGCGGCCGCGGCCCACCGCAAACGCGCGGCCUCCUACAGCGCGGCGGGGCCCGGGUCGGGGGCCGAGUGGCCCAGCAGCAGGUACCAGCUGGAAGAUGAGUCCGCCCACCUGGACGAAAUGCCACUAAUGAUGUCUGAAGAAGGCUUCGAGAAUGACGAGAGUGAUUACCACACGCUACCACGAGCGAGGACCGCGCGACGAAGGAGAGGACUGGAGCGGUUUGUCUGUGGAGGCUGGAAGCUUCUCUGUGCCAGUUGCUGUGAUUGGCUGGUAAAUAUUUGUCAAAGAAAGAGAGAACUAAAAGCUCGCACAGUGUGGCUCGGAUGUCCUGAAAAGUGUGAAGAGAAGCAUCCCCGAAACUCUAUCAAAAACCAGAAAUACAAUAUAUUUACCUUUAUACCCGGGGUUUUGUAUGAACAGUUCAAGUUUUUCUUGAACCUCUAUUUUCUGGUAGUAUCCUGCUCGCAGUUUGUACCAGCAUUGAAAAUAGGCUGUCUCUACACCUACUGGGCUCCUCUGGGAUUCGUUUUGGCUGUUACCAUCAUGAGGGAAGCAAUUGAUGAAUUUCGGCGUUUUCAGCGAGACAAGGAAGUAAAUUCACAGCUCUACAGCAAGCUCACAGUAAGAGGUAAAGUGCAAGUUAAGAGUUCAGACAUACAAGUUGGAGACCUCAUCAUAGUGGAAAAGAAUCAAAGAAUUCCAUCGGACAUGGUAUUUCUGAGGACGUCAGAAAAAGCAGGUUCGUGUUUUAUUCGCACUGACCAGCUCGAUGGUGAAACUGACUGGAAGCUGAAGGUGGCGGUGAGCUGCACGCAGAGGCUGCCGGCCUUGGGGGACCUUUUUUCAAUCAGUGCUUACGUUUAUGCUCAGAAGCCACAACUGGAUAUUCACAGUUUUGAAGGCACCUUUACCAGGGAAGACAGUGACCCGCCCAUUCACGAAAGUCUCAGCAUAGAAAAUACACUGUGGGCGAACACCAUUGUGGCGUCAGGUACUGUAAUAGGUGUUGUCAUUUAUACGGGAAAAGAGACUCGAAGUGUAAUGAACACAUCCAAUCCAAAAAAUAAGGUUGGUUUGUUGGACCUUGAACUCAACCAGCUGACCAAAGCGCUGUUUGCGGCUUUAGUUGCCCUGUCGGUUGUUAUGGUAACCUUACAAGGAUUUGUUGGCCCGUGGUACCGCAGCCUGUUUCGGUUCCUCCUCCUCUUUUCCUACAUCAUUCCCAUAAGUCUGCGCGUGAACUUGGACAUGGGCAAGGCCGCGUACGGGUGGAUGAUCAUGAAGGACGAGAGCAUCCCCGGCACAGUCGUGCGCACCAGCACCAUCCCAGAAGAGCUGGGACGCCUGGUGUACCUGCUGACCGACAAAACAGGAACCCUCACCCAGAACGAGAUGGUGUUUAAGCGGCUGCACCUGGGGACUGUGUCUUACGGAGCAGACACGAUGGACGAGAUCCAGGGCCACCUCAGGAAUCCGUGCCCGCAGAUGCAGUCCCAGGCUGGCGGAAACAAUGCCAGUUCAACGCCCCCGAGAAAAGCCCAGUCUUCAGCUCCCAAAGUCAGAAAAAGUGUCAGCAGCCGAGUGCACGAAGCGGUGAAGGCCAUCGCGCUGUGCCACAACGUGAGCCCCGUGUACGAGUCCCGAGCCGGUGUGGGCGGGGAGGCCGAGUACGCCGAGGCAGAUCAGGACUUCAGCGACGGGAACCGUACCUACCAGGCCGCCAGCCCGGACGAGGUGGCCCUGGUGCAGUGGACGGAGAGCGUCGGCCUCACGCUGGUCAGCAGAGACCUGGGCUCCGUGCAGCUGAGGACCCCCAGCGGCCAGAUCCAGACCUACUGCAUUCUGCAGAUGUUCCCCUUCACGUCGGAGAGCAAGCGCAUGGGGGUCAUCGUCCGGGACGAGUCCACUGCGGAGAUCACCUUCUACAUGAAAGGGGCCGACGUGGCCAUGUCCUCCAUCGUGCAGUACAACGACUGGCUGGAGGAAGAGUGCGGGAACAUGGCCCGGGAAGGCCUGCGCACCCUCGUGGUCGCCAAGAGGGCGCUGACGGAGGAGCAGUACCAGGACUUCGAGAGCCGCUACAGUCAGGCCAAGCUGAGCAUCCACGACAGGGCGCUCAAGGUGGCGGCCGUGGUGGAGAGCCUGGAGCGCCAGAUGGAGCUGUUGUGCCUCACGGGUGUGGAGGACCGGCUGCAGGCGGACGUGAGGCCCACCCUGGAGCUGCUGCGCAACGCGGGCAUCAAGAUAUGGAUGCUGACAGGCGACAAGCUCGAGACCGCCACCUGCAUUGCCAAGAGCUCGCAUUUGGUGUCCAGAACCCAAGACAUUCACAUUUUCAGACCAGUGACCAAUCGGGGAGAGGCCCACUUGGAGCUUAACGCCUUCCGGAGGAAGCACGACUGCGCUCUGGUCAUAUCUGGGGACUCGCUGGAGGUGUGCCUCAAGUACUACGAGCACGAGCUGGCGGAGCUGGCCUGCCAGUGUCCCGCCGUGGUGUGCUGCCGCUGCUCGCCCACCCAGAAGGCCCGCAUCGCGAAGCUGCUGCAGCACCACACGGGGAAGCGCACGUGUGCCGUCGGUGACGGGGGAAACGACGUGAGCAUGAUCCAGGCGGCCGACUGCGGGAUCGGGAUCGAAGGGAAGGAGGGCAGGCAGGCCUCCCUGGCAGCGGACUUCUCCGUCACGCAGUUCCGCCACAUCGGCCGGCUGCUGAUGGUCCACGGGCGGAGCAGCUACAAGCGGUCGGCGGCACUGGGCCAGUUCGUCAUGCACCGGGGCCUCAUCAUCUCCACCAUGCAGGCCGUGUUCUCCUCUGUCUUCUACUUCGCAUCCGUCCCUCUGUACCAAGGAUUCCUCAUGGUGGGGUAUGCGACCAUAUACACCAUGUUCCCGGUGUUCUCGCUGGUGCUGGAUCAAGACGUGAAGCCGGAGACGGCGAUGCUGUACCCGGAGCUGUACAAGGACCUCACCAAGGGGAGAUCCUUGUCUUUUAAGACCUUCCUCGUCUGGGUUUUGAUCAGCAUUUACCAAGGUGGCAUCCUCAUGUACGGGGCCCUGCUCCUGUUCGAGUCCGAGUUUGUGCACGUGCUGGCCAUCUCCUUCACGGCGCUCAUCCUCACGGAGCUCCUGAUGGUGGCCCUGACCAUCAGGACGUGGCACUGGCUGAUGGCGGUGGCCGAGGUCCUCAGCCUGGGCUGCUACGUGGCCUCGCUGGCUUUUCUGAAUGAGUAUUUUGAUGUUGCCUUCAUCACGACCGUGACCUUCGUGUGGAAAGUGUCGGCCAUCACCAUGGUCAGCUGUCUGCCGCUGUACGUCCUCAAGUACUUGAAGCGGAAGCUGUCUCCCCCCAGCUACACCAAGCUCGCGUCCUAGGCCGGCCACGGCGGCAGUGCGGGGGCCGUGCGGGGCUGCGGGGAGGUCGGGAAGGGACGAGCCCGAGGGCCCGGGGCCCCCGCCGCCUGGACGCUCCCGGCCCGCGUGGCGAGUCGCGCUCACCGCUGCUCACGACUGCGUUUCCGUGUCAAACCACUCGCGUUUCCUUCGAAAAGAGGCCCUACUUCUCCCACUGUUGCCGUAAAGCAUUCGUCUGACUCUCGUGUUCUGAGAAUUAAAGUGAAAGUUUAUUUAGCA
Prionailurus viverrinus (fishing cat) is the source of this 3718-nucleotide messenger RNA. It is a transcript of the gene ATP9B, whose product is annotated as ATPase phospholipid transporting 9B (putative). The record is from RefSeq and is a predicted model, not a curated record. Gene Ontology annotation, molecular function: ATP binding; magnesium ion binding; ATP hydrolysis activity. Gene Ontology annotation, cellular component: plasma membrane; trans-Golgi network; endosome. The transcript is spliced from 29 exons. Bases 50 to 3460 code for a protein of 1136 amino acids. NCBI's taxonomy places the organism in Eukaryota, Metazoa, Chordata, Mammalia, Carnivora, Felidae. Gene Ontology annotation, biological process: retrograde vesicle-mediated transport, Golgi to endoplasmic reticulum; phospholipid translocation; endocytosis.